CCUGAGGACUCUGGACACCUCCUGCCCAUUACAGUCCGGUGCUGCUAAGUCACUGGGCCCUAGCUCUUCCACCUGUCUCGGUCAGAAUUAGGGAUGCAUGGGGUAGGGGACUGGCAUAGGUGGAACAGGCUGUGAGACCCCCCUAUCUCCAGAACGCCUCACUGGUCUUGCUGCAGUGUUGGAAAGGCCCACCAUGAAUGGUUCCUUUGAGGCCACUGUAAGAGUGCAGAUGGUUUAUUAUAUUUUGGAGAGAGAGUAAGUCAUUGUGCUAGAGAGGGACUGGGCUACGAGGAGAUGAGGACAGUUUCACCAGUCUCCCAUCCAGACGCCCCUGCUUGGAGAAAAGAUGACCCCUGCCCAUCUCCUCUGUCUGCCUCAGGGACCUGGAGAUGCAGGCAUCCCUUCCCAGAAGCCCAGGAGGAGGAGGAAGAGGAGGAUAAAUAUGAGCUGCUCCCCUGUGAGGCUCUGCUCCGCAACCCAGCCCCCGCCCACCUUCCUCGCACUCAGGAGGACUCUUUGUACUUGGAUCACUCUGGCCCCCUGGGCCCUCCCACGUCACCACCACCACAGCCACCACCGCCACCGCAGCCCCAGCCCGAGAUGAUGAACAGCCUCCCCACCUGCCCCACCCCAGGCUACCAUUUCCCACCCAAGGCAGCAUGGAGCCCGCCGGAGGCCACAAAGCAGAGCUGGCCCUUUGGGAGGCGAGAGCUGGGUGCACCAGACCGGGCGGUGCCGGGCCCAGCAAAGAAGCCCGAGGAGGACAUUUACCUAGAUUGUGAGCCCAGUCCAGUCCCGGCCUUGCCUCAGACUCUGAGCUCCCAAGUCCUGAGGCCCCCAGUCCCUCUACCAAGGACAUCAGUGGGGCCCAGGCCCACCACAGCCCCCCAGGAAGCUCGGAAUGGAGCGUCGAAUGCCACCUCUAAAGCAGGAAGGAUAGCCUCUCUUUGCUCUGUAGCUGCCACCCAGAACGCCUCAGCUGCCGAGGAAGGCGAUCUGCUGGGCCAGCCUUGGUACUCAGGGAACUGUGACCGCCAUGCUGUUGAGAGUGCCCUGCUCCGACGCCAAAAGGACGGGGCCUACACCGUGCGCUCCAGCUCAGGCCCUCGUGGUUCUCAGCCCUUCACCCUGGCAGUACUUCUCCACGGCCGGGUCUUCAACAUUCCCAGCCGCCAGCUGGAUGGCGGGCGCCACUACGCCCUGGGCCAGGAAGGCAGGAACCACGAGGAGCUCUUCUCCUCCGUGGCCGCCAUGGUCCAGCACUACCUGCAGCACCCCCUACCACUCGGACACAGCGGCAGCCGGCAGCUCACCUGCCUGCUCUUCCCCACCAAGCCCUGACGCCACAGCGCACGUGCACCCCGGCCUCCGGUUCCACAGUUUGCUCCUCGGGCUGUCUCCCUCUCCUCCCCCAGGUCUCCACCCCGCCAGCCCCCGCUCCCCCAUCCCGUGCCCCAGUCCCUGCAGGCCUCCCUGAGAGGCAUUGGGAAGGGUCGCCCAGAGACAGAAAGGGUCCCUAAGAUCCCACCCCAUGCUCACCCAGAGCCUGGCACUGCCACUCCCUGCUGCAUCUCCAAGACUGGGAAGCACGGGACAGGCAGGGCCUCCAUUCCCGGCCCCCAGGCAUGGCCUCCCGAGCUGCUAUGAAUGAAGGCCUCCUCUGGGAAGCUGAGCCUCAGGGGGAUAGUAAGGGCACUGCUGCUACACAAAGGGAAUCCUCUCACAUUCUGGAGGAGGCUUAACACGGGGCUGGCAUCUGGAAGGAACUUGGUCGCCCUGAACAUAAGUUUGCUUUCAAUAAGUAUCUGUUGAAUGAA
Messenger RNA from Lagenorhynchus albirostris (white-beaked dolphin), 1817 nucleotides. It is a transcript of the gene SH2D6, whose product is annotated as SH2 domain containing 6. Gene Ontology annotation, cellular component: cytoplasm. Gene Ontology annotation, biological process: cell surface receptor protein tyrosine kinase signaling pathway; intracellular signal transduction. NCBI's taxonomy places the organism in Eukaryota, Metazoa, Chordata, Mammalia, Artiodactyla, Delphinidae. The record is from RefSeq and is a predicted model, not a curated record.